AUGUGUCGGAUUGAAGGGGGCGCUACGCACUCCCAGGCUGGUCCUGGUCCUUGCCACUUGACCGUUUCUCUGCGUUCCGACUGGGCGUGCGCAAACGUAGAUGCCGGGAAAUGGGACUUUGAACUGGUGUCCUCCCUCUCACACUUCCCCAUUCCCCAGUUCCCAGUUCUUCAAUCAGAAUCCGCAGUCCAUCCUCAUCGCCAUCGUUCGUCAUUAUCUUCGCAAUCGCACCCCGUACCCCGUACCCCGUACCUCAUUCUCGUUUAUAAACCGUGUAUCCCCGCCAGAGCUGUCGUCCACAAUUGUACGACGCUGCGGCGCGCAGGACGGGUUCGGGUUGUGCUGCCGUGUAUGGGGGAAGGCCCAGAAGUCAGAAGUCAGAAGGUGCGGUUCCGCGAGGCCCUGCAUGUCCCUGCCAGCUGGGGCGAGGAGCAGCGCAGAGGAGCGCGAGUAGAUCGUCUCGCCGGGUUAUGGUGUGGCGGUGUUGCGCAAAGAUGGCAGGGACGGUGUGUCUGCGCUAUUCUGCGCCCGUCGAAAGGCGGCACAGGCGGCACAGCGUGGGGGCCGCCGCGAACGCCGAACAAAGGUGCACGCGGGUGGGUCGCGUUUUUGGUCGGGGGAUUCUGGCAGCGCAUGGACCGUGCGCCGGCGGCGGAGGAUUCUGCAGUCGCAGUGGGGGCGGGGUAG
Molecule: messenger RNA, 687 nt
Organism: Pleurotus ostreatus (oyster mushroom)
Lineage: Eukaryota; Fungi; Basidiomycota; Agaricomycetes; Agaricales; Pleurotaceae
Exons: 2
Coding region: 1-687 (228 amino acids)
Source: RefSeq, a predicted model, not a curated record